Diplodia corticola is the source of this 741-nucleotide messenger RNA. RefSeq lists its product as uncharacterized. The record is from RefSeq and is a predicted model, not a curated record. The transcript has 2 exons. Lineage: Eukaryota; Fungi; Ascomycota; Dothideomycetes; Botryosphaeriales; Botryosphaeriaceae. The coding region runs from base 1 to 741 and encodes 246 amino acids.
AUGCCUUCGUCUUCCCGUAACGCACCCGUAACUAGCUUUCCACCUCCGACCGCGCUUCUGGCAGGUCUACCCAACAUGUCCGAUGAUCAUGCCUCUAGCCACGACGGUCCCAGCAACACCCGCCUCAACUUUACCCGCUGCGACAACACCAGAGGCAACAAUCACACGGACUCUCCCGAAACGACUAGCAACACUGUCCCCCACGAAAAAGUCACCGUCAGCAAUGACUCCACGGGCAACAUCCGCGUCACCCCGACCAACCCGCGAGACGGUCCAAGUAGCGAUGGCCCCAAUAGCGGCGUUGCCACUUCCGACUUCCCGCCCCUUCCUACCCGCCCCAAUAACCUUCUGAUGGGAGAGGUGCGCCGGCUCAAGGAGGCACUGGAGUCUGAAAGGGGCAAGGUCACUAUGCUAGAGAAGGAGCUCGCGCUGCUCGCCGCUGCUAGGCGCUGGCUCAGUCAGGCGCCUGCCGAGGUCGCCGCGCUCAUUUCCAGCAACGCCACUGAGAACGAGAAUGCCGCUUCCGCUGCUGCUGUCGCUGCCGGCGCUGUUGGUGAUCAUGGUGGCGAUGCUGUUGGCAUGGCUAGUGUAGGCGGGGCUGAUGGCAAUCAUGAAGGAUUCAGGGAGCGCACCGGCAAUCCGCGCAGCAGCUUCUUCAGCAACACCCGCAUCGGCCCUUUCUACCAUUGUCACGCCGACCAGGAUCGGGACUCGGGGGAUGCUGUCAAUGGUCGCGACUGA